This is a messenger RNA of Xenia sp. Carnegie-2017, 839 nucleotides long. Its product is annotated as homeobox protein Nkx-6.3-like. Gene Ontology annotation, molecular function: DNA-binding transcription factor activity, RNA polymerase II-specific; RNA polymerase II cis-regulatory region sequence-specific DNA binding. The record is from RefSeq and is a predicted model, not a curated record. Gene Ontology annotation, cellular component: nucleus. Bases 59 to 721 code for a protein of 220 amino acids. Lineage: Eukaryota; Metazoa; Cnidaria; Anthozoa; Malacalcyonacea; Xeniidae. Gene Ontology annotation, biological process: cell differentiation; regulation of transcription by RNA polymerase II. The transcript is spliced from 2 exons.
UUAAGUUUCAGUGCUUUAUUCAGAGUUGGGAAGUGUGUGUCGAAGAAGGAAAAAAAACAUGAAUGAUGAACGUAUGAAAAGAAGUUCAAAGACGAACGACCAAGACAAUUAUAAUUUACAAUGGUUUUAUCCAUCUUAUCAACUACAUCAAACUGCUAUGUAUCCGAUACCACAUUCAAUACCAAGUUUUACUUUCUCUAUGAGAGAAAAUAAGAAUGAAGAGCAGCCAUUCAAAUCUUUCACAAUAGAAAGUAUUCUACGACGUCCACAUCCCAACCAUUACGUCACUCCCAACAACUCAUUCUGUAUAAACACCAAUUGUUUUGGUAUGACUCAGUAUACGCCAUACUUCAGCUAUGGAGGAUAUUGGACCUCGCCUUUCUCUCACAACUUCACAGAUCCAAGACGCAAGGAAUUUUACUCGGAGAGAGAGAUUCUGAGAAGGCGAAACAGCCGACCUACGUUCAGCGGUCGUCAGGUGUAUUUGUUGGAAAAAGCAUUUCAGCACACGAAAUACCUUGCAGGUCCAGAGAGAGCUCAACUAGCGUACACACUGCACAUGUCUGAGAGCCAAGUUAAGGUUUGGUUUCAAAAUCGACGAACAAAAUGGAGAAAAAUGAACGCCCCAGUAAAUACAUCAACAAAAGAAAAUGAUCGAGGGGAAUCAGUGCCUCGCGAUGAAAAUGAAAAGGAAAUGAGCCGGAAAGGAGAGAUGAUUUAGUGUAAAUAUGACUGGAGAUAACUAAACGGAAUGUUGAAUCAAAAAAUGGAAAUACUUCCAACAAUGUACAUCAUGAAUGCAAUGUUUAGUCUCAAAAAUAUAAAACUGUGUUCAUAUA